UGAGGUGUCCAUCUUCUUUAGCAUUCUCUAGUGUAAUCACAAAUCCCAGGGAAUGCUGAAAGAUGUGCUUGAAAGUCAAAGUUUCUUUAUCUGAUGUUAACAAGGCAAGAGCUCCUUUCGAGCUGCCCUUGUUCAUCUUUGAAGAGGUUGGAUGUUUAAAUCACUGUCCAUGUCUAUUCCGUGCUCAAGUGCAUGAGGCUGCUAUAAAUCUAAGUGGUCAUUUGAUGUCAAAAUAUGAUCUCUGCGAAGAUGGUUGAGCUUUGAAGUUCUUCAUAGGCAGUUUGCUGCUGCUUCUGGUAAAUAAGUUAUUUAUAUAUUCUUCUAGUCUUAGUAGCAUUGAUUGUACAAGAGCUAUUAGAAAUGGAACCAAAAGGUGUGCUUAUGCAACGGUAUGAACUGGGGAGAUUAUUAGGCCAAGGAACCUUUGCUAAGGUCUAUCAUGCAAGGAACCUUGCUACUGGCAUGAGUGUGGCCAUCAAGAUAAUUGAUAAAGAGAAGAUUUUGAAAGUCGGGAUGAUUGAUCAAAUCAAAAGGGAAAUUUCAGUGAUGAGACUAGUCAGACAUCCGCAUGUGGUUGAGCUUUAUGAGGUAAUGGCCACUAAAACCAAGAUUUACUUUGUCAUGGAGUAUGCAAAGGGUGGUGAACUCUUCCACAAGGUAGCCAAAGGAAAGCUGAAGGAGGAUGUUGCCAGGAAAUACUUUCAGCAACUGGUCAGUGCUGUUGACUACUGCCACAGUAGAGGAGUGUGUCAUCGGGAUCUAAAACCAGAAAAUCUACUACUGGACGAAAAUGGGAAUUUGAAGGUUUCAGAUUUUGGGUUAAGUGCUCUUGCUGAGACUAAGCACCAGGAUGGCUUACUCCAUACUACAUGCGGUACCCCAGCUUAUGUUGCUCCAGAAGUGAUUAACAGAAAAGGAUAUGAUGGGUCCAAAGCUGAUAUAUGGUCAUGUGGGGUGAUCUUGUAUGUUUUAUUGGCCGGUUAUCUUCCGUUCCAUAAUUCCAAUCUGAUGGAAAUGUACAGGAAGAUAGGCAAGGGGCAGUACAAAUUUCCUAACUGGUUUGCACCGGAUGUACGGCGGCUGUUGUCCAAAAUCUUGGAUCCUAAUCCAAACACCCGGAUAUCAAUGGACAAAAUUAUGGAAAGUUCUUGGUUCAAAAAGGGAUUAGAAAAGAAUGUUGUCGCAGCGACCAGCGAGAAAGAACUAGCUCCUUUAGAUGCUGAUGGUGUAUUUGGAGCUUGUGAGAAUAACAGUGGUCCUGUUGCAGAGGCAAAACAAGAGCUCACCAAACCUUGUAAUAUGAAUGCUUUCGAUAUCAUUUCAAUGUCUGCAGGUUUUGACUUGUCUGGUCUGUUUGAGGAGACUGAUCACAAAAAAGAGGCACGGUUUACAUCAAACAAGCCUUCUGCAAUUAUCAUCUCUAAGUUAGAGGAAAUCUGUAAGCGCCUUCGACUGAAAGUGAAGAAGAAAGGAGGUUUGUUCAAGUUGGAGGGCUCCAAGGAAGGCAGAAAAGGCGUUUUGGGUAUCGAUGCUGAAAUCUUUGAGAUCACCCCACUCUUCCAUAUGGUGGAGCUUAAGAAGUCGAGUGGCGAUACAUUGGAGUACCAGAAGCUUCUGAAAGAGGACAUUAGACCAGCACUUAAAGACAUAGUUUGGACCUGGCAACGAGAACCUCAGCAACUCCAGCAAGAUACGGUGCUGCUGGAGCAAGAUCCUUCACAUGCUGCCCCAUCGGAGAUUGUAUCACAAUCAACUUCAUGAGCGUCGUACUGCACAAAAUACUUGUCGCAUGCUGUCCUUUCUUCUUUAAUUGUCCCAGUCAAGCGAGUUGUCAUCACAACAGUCUUGGAUUAAAAUUUGCUAGUGCUAUCUUCAGCUUUUAUGGAUGCCAUCAAAGACCUAUGAUUUAGUUGUUGUUAUUAUUAUCAUUGUUGUUGUUGUUAUUUGUUAUUGUUUCUCAAUAUUGGCUACUACAAGCCUUUUCUGCCCUUGGUGGCUCAGAGGAUAAAAGAAAGGAGAACAGAACACUAGAAACGGCAAGUUUAAACU
This is a messenger RNA of Neltuma alba, 2049 nucleotides long. Its product is annotated as CBL-interacting protein kinase 2-like. Lineage: Eukaryota; Viridiplantae; Streptophyta; Magnoliopsida; Fabales; Fabaceae. The coding region runs from base 361 to 1761 and encodes 466 amino acids. Gene Ontology annotation, molecular function: ATP binding; protein serine/threonine kinase activity. Gene Ontology annotation, biological process: protein phosphorylation; signal transduction. The record is from RefSeq and is a predicted model, not a curated record. The transcript has a single exon.